AUGCAAGUUGACAAAAAUAAGAGCUUCCGACCCAAGAAACGCAUUGAAAAAGGUCAACGUGGGUAUGGGCUCAAGCAAAUCGCGAAGAUGACUCUUGGUUCUGGAAACCUUGAUCUCGCAGUCGAAGUUCCUGUCGGGGAGGAUCUGAAUGAAUGGUUUGCAGUAAAUACAAUUGAAUUUUACAAUGAAAUUAACCUCAUUUAUGGCGCCUUGACUGAGUUCUGCACCCCUGAGUCUUGUCCAGUUAUGUCAGCCGGGCCUAAAUAUGAGUACUUGUGGGCUGACGGACAAAAUGUGAAGACGCCUCUAAAAGUUUCUGCUAGUGAAUAUAUUGAUUUUCUGAUGACUUGGGUUGAAAGUCAGCUCAACAACGAGCAUCUGUUUCCAACUCAGCUCGGAGUGCCUUUCCCGAAAAACUUUGCAUCAACAAUUAAAGUGAUUUUCAAGCGUCUCUUUAGAGUUUACGCUCAUAUUUAUCAUACUCAUUUCCAGCAUAUCAUGACUCUUGGAAUGGAGUAUCAUUUAAACACCUGUUUUAAGCAUUUUAUUUUCUUCAUUGAUAGAUUUAAGCUUGUAGACCAAAAAGAACUUGCCCCGCUUGCAGAGCUCAUACAACAGUUCAGAGAAAGAGGCAGAGAAAGGAUGGAAAGAGAAGCUCUGGGUGCCCAAAGGCAUUAA
This is a messenger RNA of Blepharisma stoltei, 678 nucleotides long. NCBI's taxonomy places the organism in Eukaryota, Ciliophora, Heterotrichea, Heterotrichida, Blepharismidae. The record is from the annotation of a GenBank genome assembly.